Molecule: messenger RNA, 6570 nt
Organism: Clupea harengus (Atlantic herring)
Lineage: Eukaryota; Metazoa; Chordata; Actinopteri; Clupeiformes; Clupeidae
Gene: ehmt1b
Product: euchromatic histone-lysine N-methyltransferase 1b
Exons: 28
Coding region: 1125-4856 (1243 amino acids)
Biological process (GO): peptidyl-lysine dimethylation; negative regulation of transcription by RNA polymerase II
Cellular component (GO): chromatin; nucleus
Molecular function (GO): zinc ion binding; histone H3K9 methyltransferase activity; p53 binding
Source: RefSeq, a predicted model, not a curated record
UGGCUUGUGUGUUUACUAUUGUUGACGAGAGGAGGAAAACUAGAUGCUGCCUCUCUUGUGCUAUGCUUUUUGGUUUUGGACUUUCUGUAGUUAUCUACCGUCACUAUAGCAGUCAUUCCACUGGAUUUACCCUCUUGGUUUCAGCUGUGAGUCAUAGCUGGAGUAUUUUUUAACCCAAGGCCCUACUGCUGCGGUUGUCGUGAUCUUUGGCCAUUGUACCAUGCUUGGGUCGAAUAUGCUGAGCUGUCAUGUUCAGUAACCUUUCUGAGUAGAGGCAAAGGUUAUUACACUAUAACAACAUUCACAAUUUUUGUGGUGGGUGCACACUGUUCCUGUUCAGUUUAAAAAGGAGGUUUGUUCAGUUCACCUGAAGGUAGUCUACCCAUAUUAACUUUCACAAGCUUUGUACCCUUUGUAUAAUUUAAGGAUUUUGGAUUAAUGAAAAUCCUCUUCCCAUUUUAAGAUGUAUUCAGUACAUAAAGGUAUUUGGAAAGAAAAAAAGAAAAAGGUUACUCUAUUUGGUGGAACUUCAAGUGUUUGUGAGUGUUUGCAGGACAACAGAAGCAGAACCCCUGGUUGAACUGGGAGCUCAGCCGGAGAUGACGGGCACAGGGGAUUAAUGAAAGCUAAUAGGGUUUACAAUGAACAGCCGGUGAUGGAAGUACAGGAGACUAGCCUUGUCAUUGUGGUCUUGCUUACUGUAAAGUCUCACUGAGGUCUACGAAAGGGAAAGAGAGGGGACUCUUAUUAUGAAAUGGCUCCCCUGGUGGCGAGAGAGGGAAAGGGGAGAGACGAGAGAGACCUCCUUUGUUGAGAUCAGCAGCUAGCAGAGCAGACAUUUUCUUGCGCCGUGUGGCGGAAGGCAGCUGGUGUGGCCGCCAAUCAGAUGACAGGCUUGUGGAAUAGGGUGGGGGAGGGGUGCGAGAAGGACGUUGUCUUCCUGUAAUUGCAGCACCUUCUGAACAGCCUCUUCCUCCUCUUCUCUGCUGGGCCAUUAGGACUGAAUCCCUUUUAGAUCUAGAGGGCUGGCAAGCAUUGAGUAAUUAGAAUCAGAGGUGACUACAGUAUCCUCAGCGAAGCCACCCACAGGUCUGUCCUCAGGAACUGUGGGGAAGGGAGAAGUGAUGAAGACGGAGGGGAUGAAGGAGUCUCCCGGUGACCGAGACGGGGAAGGCAAUCCAUGUUUGGACCGUCUCAGUGAUGCUUACAGAGUGGACACGGAGAUCAAUGGGAUGCAUGGAAAUACGGAAACAGGGAAAAGCCACGGUUCCGAAGGGCAUUCGCGCCUCACGGAGAACGGAGUGAUGGAGAUAGACCCUCCUCACGGCUCCGUCAUGGGGAGUAACGGUUACGUUCUCAGCAAACCACAGGAAGACACGGCGGCCUCCCAGCACAGGACUAACUGGUCACCCACGGGUACCACGACUGCUGGGCACGCUGCCAAAACUCUUCCAUCAGCAUCACUGCGUGCCUGCACACUGGGCACCCAAAAGACUGAUACCAGUGUGCUUCCUGCUUUGGGAACGGGGAAGAUCGAAACAGAGACUAAAAACGGCACAAGCCGCAAUACCCCUCCUCCCCCUGUUAUACACAGAGCACGCAAAACCAUGUCAAGGCCAGCCUCCAACCAGACACUAAAGAUUUUAAAUAGGGAAGUAAAAGAGCCAAACAUAGUGAAAGACGAAAGUCCAGGUACUCCAGAGGCGACCAAGCCUCAACAGACACCGCCCUCCCAGAACCAGCUACCUCAGAGCCAAAACAACGCAAUGACCAUGACGACUGCUACACCAGCCAAGCCACAAACAGUAGUAAUUGUGUCGAAGAAGAAGAAAAGGAAGAUGGGAACGUACAGCUUUGUUCCGAAAAAGAAAACCAAAGUUCUAAAGCAGCAGACCAUGCUAGAGAUGUUUGCCCAUCUUUCUCAGUCCCCGCCUCAUCAACAGCAGAAAGAUGUUGUUCAUGUUAAUGGAGAAAGGGUGGAGAAUGACUCUGUGGAGGAAGAAACGGAGGAAGAGGAGGACUCUGAGGAAGAGGAGGAUCUAGUGGGCGAAGAGGCGCUCAACACCUCCAAGGAGGAGAGCCUGAAGAAGCCUCCACCUCAGGUGCCCCGUGAGGAGCAGGAAUCUGAGGAGUCUGGGGAAGAUGAGGGUGAAGGGGAAGAGGAGGGAAAUGACUCCGACUUGAGCACCGAGUCCAGCUUGAAGAAGUUGAAAAAGAAAGGCAAAGGAGACAACCCCUGGCUUCGACCUUCUAGGAAACGCAAACGUAAGAUGAAGAUGAAGACGGAGGAAAAACCUGGUGCAGAUCCCCCAGCACACAAUCAAGCCCCAGCCCAGUCCCAAGCUUCAGCUGAGGUUAGCAAGGAAUACACAGAGGUUCCCCUGGACUCCCUCAACUUGGAGGCUCAGGAGGCCCUGCUGAGAUCUCAGAGCAAAGGUGUGACCAGUGGUGCUAAGGAGAUGGAGACCGAUAUGGUACAGGAACUUCCGCUUUGUAGCUGCCGCAUGGAGACCCCGAAGAGCCGCGAGAUCCUCACUCUUGCUGAUAGGAAAUGCAUGGCCACGGAGAGUGUAGACGGACAGUUGACCCGGUGUCAGAACGCUGUCCUGAAACAUGAGAUGAUGCGGCCGUCCAACACGGUCCAGCUGCUGGUUCUGUGUGAGGACCAUCGGGCCGGCAUGGUGAAACACCAGUGCUGCCCAGGCUGUGGCUUCUUCUGUAGGGCGGGUACCUUCAUGGAGUGCCAGCCGGACAGCACCAUCUCCCAUCGGUUCCACCGAGCCUGUGCGUCCGUGCUUAGGGGCCAGAGCUUCUGUCCACACUGCGGAGAGGAGGCCAGCAAAGCCAAGGAAGUGACCAUCGCCAAGGCUGACACCACCUCCACGGUGCCCCCUUCCCAUGCCCCCGCCACCCCAAGCACUUCCGAAGGGAGGGCAGACACCACCACUGAAGGGUUAUCUCGCUUAUCCAUGUCCACUGAGGGCAGAGCAGACAGCACCCUGCCCAAACUCGCGGACGUGGCAGCCACGUCUCAGUCCCCGACAGCUCCUAAACCAGGGACCGCAGCAGGGGUGGGGUUGGCUGUAGUGCCUGCCCUUGGGCCACCUAAAGAAACUCUAGAGAGCAUCCUAUUGGCACUGGACACAGAAAGGCCCAAGAAGCUUCGGUUUCACCCAAAGCAACUGUAUAUUUCUGCCAAACAAGGGGAGCUGCAGAAAGUCUUGCUCAUGUUGGUUGAUGGCAUCGAUCCAAAUUUUAAGAUGGAGAACCAUACCAAGCGAACGCCCCUCCAUGUGGCAGCUGAGGCCGGCCAUGAGGAAGUCUGUCACAUGCUGGUCCAGGCGGGUGCUAACCUUGACAUGUGUGAUGACGACCAGCGGACCCCAAUGAUGGAGGCCUGUGAGAAUAAUCAUCUGGACACUGUGCGCUACCUCUUGAAGGCAGGGGCUAGCAUGGCACACAAGGAUGCUGAGGGUUCAACAUGUCUUCACCUCGCUGCUAAACUUGGGCAUUUUGAGAUUGUGAAGCACUUACUUGGCACUGGGUUAAUAGACAUCAACUGUCAGGACGACGGAGGCUGGACAGCCAUGAUUUGGUCCACGGAGUACAGGCACGUAGGACUGGUGAAGCUGCUGCUCUCCACUGGCGCAGACAUCAACAUCAGAGACAAGGAGGAGAAUAUCUGUCUCCACUGGGCAGCAUUCUCUGGCUGUGUGGAGAUCGCUGAGAUCCUGCUGGAGGGGCGCUGUGACCUUCACGCCGUCAACAUCCAUGGAGACUCUCCAGUGCACAUUGCUGCUCGGGAGAACCGCCUCGAAUGCGUCACGCUGUUCUUGUCCCGGGGGUCGGACGUGAGUUUGAAGAACCGCGAGGGCGAGACGCCGCUGGAGUGCUGCAGCCACAACUCCAAGGUGUGGAGCACUCUGCAGACCAGCCGCCGGCUCAAGGAGAGCAGGGGGAGAGCCACGCCAGCGGAGAAGCUCCUCAGCAGGGACAUAGCGCGAGGUUAUGAGUGUGUACCUGUUCCGUGCGUCAAUGCUGUUGACAGCGAGCCCUGUCCAGACAACUACAAAUACAUCCCCGACAACUGUGUUACAUCCCCAAUGAACAUUGACAAAAACAUUACACACUUACAGUAUUGUGUAUGCAAAGACGACUGUUCCUCAACCAACUGUAUGUGUGGACAACUCAGCUUGCGCUGUUGGUAUGACAAGGAGGGCCGCUUACUGCCAGAGUUUUGCGCUGAGGAACCGCCACUCAUCUUCGAGUGCAACCACGCCUGCUCGUGCUGGAGAACAUGCAAGAACCGCGUGGUGCAGAACGGACUACGGUUACGGCUGCAGCUGUUCAGGACCCGUGUGAUGGGCUGGGGGGUGAAGACCCUGCAGGACAUCCCCCAGGGCACAUUCGUAUGCGAAUAUGUUGGGGAAAUAAUUUCUGAUGCAGAGGCUGAUGUGAGGGAAAAUGACUCCUACUUGUUCAGCCUGGACAACAAGGUAGGGGAUGUGUACUGUAUAGACGCCCGUUUCUACGGCAACAUCAGCCGCUUCAUCAAUCACUUGUGUGAGCCGAACCUGUUCCCGUGCCGCGUGUUCACCUCGCACCAGGACCUGCGCUUCCCCCGCGUGGCCUUCUACGCCAGUAAGAACAUCCGCGCUGGAGAAGAGCUGGGCUUUGACUACGGUGACCACUUCUGGGACAUUAAGGGCAAGGACUUCAGCUGCCAGUGUGGCUCCACCAAGUGCAAGUACUCUGCCACGGCCACAGCCCACAGGCAGGCGGACAGCACCCCCGAGCAGCAGCCCAGUGCCCUGCCCGACACCAGCUCCUCCACCACCCCCUCCAGCCCCUCCUGAUCCUGCCCACGCACAAGGUGCCCUCUGCCUGGGCACACAUCCGCCAUCACUGCCCCCACCAUCCACUCCACCUGAGCACCACCCUCUACCAGCCAAACUCCACUGAACUCGUUCACCCACCCUUCCACACCAGCAUCGAGGAACACAAAAACGCACACGUGAACCCCUUCCCCCUCCCCCUCCCCCUCCCCGCCCGUACCCACGUUGGACCUAAUGUCAGUCAUGCCAGCCGUAUUUUGCUGGGGUUCUGUACAGAGCGCCGUGACUCUCUGAUAGUUAAAAACAUUAUGCAUUUGGGUCAGAAAGUGUUUUCAGUGGCUGCGUCUAAAAGACCGCUGGAUGGAUGACAGAGCUUUGGGUCACGGGAUACGAAUAGUGUGUAAAAAAUAAAAGCCUUCUCUUUUUAUUCUAAUUUGUUUUUAAAUCUGUAAGUGUUCUUUUUUUUAUUAUUAUUAUCCUUCAACCAUAAUUUCUCUGCCACCCCUGAAGCCUUCUGGGGAAUCGAGUAAGACGCUGCUGGAUCUGUUGUGAAUACAAAACUACAAACAGUGCAAUUGCGAGAGUGACUGCAUGACUUGUGCCCACGAUGCAUCCACAGCAUGUCAUCUAGUACCACUCGGUCUUCUGAGAGCGUUUUGUCAAUCACCGGACGUCCACACACAAUUGAGCUGAACCAGUCAUGGAUCUCAAGUGGGAGGUGCAGUCAUCCACACCUGUACGGAGCAAGAUGUCGCUAUGUGGAAAUAAAGUCGGACGAACUUGUGGUGAAAUGAAUGCAACAGAAGCUCUGAUAGACAGCAGUGUCUCAGGGGCCAUGCAAAUUUGUCUUGUGCAACCGUUUCCUUUUUUUCAUGAAAUGUCUCAAUAAGUUCUAUUACAUUUGUUGCAGUUUGCUGCGACAACACGCCUGUCCCAUCGACGGGAUUGUCAUGAUUACUCCUGAAGGUCACGGCCCAUUAAAGCCAACCAGCUAUCCUCUUGAAAAACAGGGUGGCGCUGGUCUACUCUGCUGACAUGAGCUCUAAUUGUGGAGUGGACAGGCUUCUUAUUUGAUCAGCUUCUCGCUCAAAGUGCUGGUCCUCUCGCAUGUAUCUGUCUUGGAAAAGAUUGGGAGUGUUGACACACUGCACUCUUGUGUAUAGGACAAAUUGAAAAGGGGGGGGGGGCUGCGUUUAUCAAUAUUAUUUCACUUUUAAUGUUCAGUUUAAUGACAAGAUGGCAUGUUUACUGAACACUUGCAAAAGAAAGCCGAACAUUCGUAUCGCUGCAAGAAACCAGGAGGGUUGUUAGAGGGACACACAUGGACAGAGAAAAUGGUGCUGAAAAAGUUUUUUUUUUUUGUUCUUUUUAUUUUGUAUUGCUCACAAGAAGUGAAUAUGAGUUGUAAAAUAAGAUGAAGUCUUUCUAGUUUUUUUUUUUUUUUUUUUUUUACAUAUAAAUUUACCUCCCAGUUUUUUAACUGUAUUAGCUGUAGUUAGCCAGUAUCAUUUCCGUUUCAUGACUUCACGUGGCUGGUCAAUCUAUUAUUCUGUCUUUUUAAAUGUGCAUAGUAUAGUAUUGUCCCUUGUGCAAAUUCUCAGAGAUGUAAGUACAAAAAAAUAAAAAAUAAUACUUUUUCUUUAUGUUACAUAAUUCUGGAUAGUGAAACUUACGAUGCUCCAUGCUUGGUUGUAUUUUUUUUUUUUUUUCAAUAAAUUUACUACUGAUAAAAGGA